This is a messenger RNA of Huiozyma naganishii CBS 8797, 1479 nucleotides long. It is a transcript of the gene GSH2, whose product is annotated as glutathione synthase. Bases 1 to 1479 code for a protein of 492 amino acids. The transcript has a single exon. The record is from RefSeq and is a predicted model, not a curated record. Gene Ontology annotation, cellular component: cytosol. Gene Ontology annotation, molecular function: glutathione synthase activity; glutathione binding; ATP binding. NCBI's taxonomy places the organism in Eukaryota, Fungi, Ascomycota, Saccharomycetes, Saccharomycetales, Saccharomycetaceae. Gene Ontology annotation, biological process: glutathione biosynthetic process.
AUGGAUUUCGAGAAGAAAGAGCACCCUGAGUUCCCCACUGUCAACAAAGCACACGUCGAGCAAGUCAUCGUCCCCGAAUUGAGCCAAUGGUGCUUGACUAACGGUGUCGCAUUGGCGUCGAGCGAAAACGUGUACACCGCAGUAGCAGCCCCGACAACGGUGUUCCCAACUCCUGUCCCACGGGCAGCCUACCAGUCCGCGAAACAGUUGCAGAAACCGUUCAACAAGCUGUACGCGCAAAUCGCCAACUCUAAAUGGCUUCUCAAGGAGACCAAGAGCCUCGCCAAGGCGGACCCGGAAUUCACAGGCAGGCUGUUCAAGCUGUACGAGGACCGCACCGCGAAAUCAAAGCAGACGCUAAAGUAUGGUAUCUUCCGCUCGGACUACUUGAUCGACCACAAGACUGCAUCCGUCAAGCAGGUCGAGUUCAACACCGUUUCCGUGUCCUUUGGCGGUCUGUCCUCGAAAGUCGGUGAACUGCACUCGUAUUUGAACGUGAUGGGGAAGUACGACGUUGCAGGGAAGUCCUUCUACGAGCCCGGUGAAUUGCACGUCUCUGAAUCCAUCGUCUUCCUUGUGAAAGCACUUGCCGCAGCGUUGACCCUAUACAAAGUCGACACCGAGGAUACCGCUGCAAAGAGGGAGCAGGACGAUAAAGUCGUCUUGUUUGUCGUGGAACCAAAGGAAUUGAACCUUUACGAUCAGAAACUGCUCGAGUACAACUUGUUGAAGCUGUAUGGUAUCAACUCUCUGCGUGCCACUUUGGAUGAGGUCAAGACCGAGUUCACUUACGGCAGGGACAACAGACUUGUCCACAAGAAAACGGGCAAGGAGGCCGGUGUCGUCUACUACAGAACGGGCUACGACGUACGUGACUAUGCCAAGGAGGACCACUGGGACGCCAGGGGGUUCCUGGAGGAGUCCUUCGCCGUGAAGGCCCCUGACCUAUCGGUCCAGUUGGCAGGGACAAAGAAGAUCCAACAAUUGUUGACUGAAGAUAAAGUCAUCUCGAAAUUCGUCGACGAUGCAAAGACCAAGAAGGAACUGAUGGACAGUUUCGUUAAGAUCUACCCAUUGGACAACUCGGAGCAAGGUAAGCUGGGCAAGAAAUUGGCUUUGGAGAAGCCCGAGAAUUACGUUUUGAAACCACAGAGAGAGGGCGGCGGGCAUAACGUUUACAAGAAGGAUAUCCCCGCAUUCUUGAAAGGCAUCAAAGAGGACGAAUGGGAUGCGUACAUUCUAAUGGAGUUGAUCGAUGCCAAGCCCACAACGAAGAAUUUCAUUGUGCGGGACGGCAAACUGUCCACAGAACCUAUCAUUAGCGAGCUGGGCAUUUACGGUUCGAUUAUCUUUGACGGCGAUAACAUCCAUAUGAACGACUACAGCGGGUCGCUACUAAGAUCGAAGCUGGUCUCCUCGAACGAGGGCGGUGUUGUUGCCGGAUUCGGCUGUAUCGAUAGCAUGUACCUGAUGGAUUGA